Molecule: messenger RNA, 1773 nt
Organism: Penicillium pulvis
Lineage: Eukaryota; Fungi; Ascomycota; Eurotiomycetes; Eurotiales; Aspergillaceae
Product: Laccase abr2
Exons: 3
Coding region: 1-1773 (590 amino acids)
Molecular function (GO): oxidoreductase activity; copper ion binding
Source: RefSeq, a predicted model, not a curated record
AUGAAGUCUUCAGUUAGUGCUUGGGUGUUCUUAACCCUGCUUUUCUUUCAAUUGGCUUCGGCUGAGCUCGUUUAUUUUUCAAUUUGUCUCACAUGGGCUAAGAGAGAGGUUGCGGGCUUCACCAGAGAUGUGAUCCUGGUCAAUGACCAAUACCCUGGACCGCCAUUGGAUCUAGUGCAAGGUGAUGAAGUUAUAUUCGACGUCCAAAACGACUGUCCCUUUAACGUUACUGUGCACUUUCAUGGCAUUGAACAGCGAAACACGCCUUGGUCAGAUGGUGUUCCUGGUUUGAGCCAACGCCCCAUAGACGAAGGUGAUUCCUUUCGCUAUCGAUGGACCGCACAUCAGUACGGUGCAUAUUUUUAUCACGCACAUCAUCGAGGCCAGCUUGAAGAUGGCCUUUACGGGCCUAUUUAUAUUAAACCGUCGAACUCUGAAGAAAGACCCUUCAGCUUGAUUACCAAUGAUUCUUCUAAGCUCCAGGCUAUGCUGGUUGCAGAAGAAGAUACCUCGCCAGUACUGCUGUCGGAUUGGCGUCUUUUAGCCUCGGAACAAAUUUGGGCGGCGGAGGAAGCGUCCGGUGUUGAUUCAUAUUGUGCGAAUGCACUUCUGAUCAACGGAAAAGGCUCCGUGAAUUGCUUCACGGCUGCAGAACUCGACGCUCUCACUACUGCCAACCAGAGAUAUGUUUUAGGUAACCAAUCACUGACAGACAUUGGAUGCUUUCCACCAGAUAAUGUCCCCACACAAGGCAAUUACACUCAUGAUUUGAGUAAGCUACUGCCGACUAUGUUCUAUGGAUGCACACCAUCUCAAAGUCACCACGAAGUCUUCACCGUCAAGGCAAACGACCAAUACGUCAGCUGGGACUUGACCAGCGCAGCUGGAAUCUUAGAUUUGAUAUUCUCCGUGGACGAACAUGACAUGUACGUCUAUGCCGUGGACGGCCGCUAUAUCCAGCCCGUCACUGUAAACGCCAUUAAUCUCCCUUCUGCAACCCGCUACUCAGUGCUUAUACCCCUGAACAAGACCCCGGGCGAGUAUACAAUCCGCAUGGUCAGCGGCACCGCACAACAGACUAUCAACACAACAGCCACGAUGCAGUAUGAGGGUAAAUCCGAACUCAAGCGACCCUCCAACCCAUGGGUCACAGUGUCAGGUUUGAAUGCCACUGCAGACACAGUUUUCAUGGACGAUUCCACUAUAGUCCCGUUCCCAGUUAUCGCGCCCGCUUCUACAGCAGAUGAGACCUUUAAACUGUACAUCGACCACUACAACGCGUCUUACCUAUGGACGUUGGGGAACUCAAGCUUUAAUCUUGAACUGGAAGAGUCACAGCCUCUCCUCUUUAACCAGACCGCUAUACCGAGUGAUCUGAUAAUUAGAACGAAGAACGGGACAUGGGUUGAUCUCAUUAUUCAAGUUGGAACGCCGCUUCAACCUUCUCAUCCGAUUCAUAAACACUCCAAUAAACAUUUUGUGAUCGGACAGGGGAAUGGCACGUUUACGUGGGAUACUGUUGCCGAGGCUAUCCUUGAGACUCCGAGUUCGUUCAAUCUGGUCAAUCCGCCCAUCAGAGAUACGUCGGGCACGCCCCUUAAUAUAAUUCCGACGUGGAUGGUGCUGCGGUAUCAGGUUGUGAACCCUGGAGCAUUUUUGCUGCAUUGUCAUAUUCAGGUUCAUCAGAGUGGGGGGAUGGCGUUGGCGAUAUUGGAUGGGGUUGAUGCUUGGCCGACUGUUCCGGCUGCUUAUUUGCAUGACUCGGGUUUCUAG